GAACUUUGAAUAGUUCUUAGAAAUCCUCACAUUUAUAAUGUCCAAAAUUGACAAAGGAAAGAUAAGCUUUAUUUUGAGACAUAAACAUGAUGAUGAUUCGCCGCCAUUUGUAAUUGAUGCUAAAGACAGUAUCGAUCCAAGUUAUACAAAUUUAGUUUUACCAUAUCGAGUAAUAUGCCGGCAAAGAUAUCACCUAGCAGGCGUCAAACAAAGAGCCCAAUUUAUAAAAGAAAUUAAACAACAUGAACUUCUGCAAUCGAAAGCUUUGGACGGCGUCAGAAUUCACAGGGAGUUUUGCAACCCAAUUUUAUCCAAGCCUAAUCCGAAUGAAUUGAUUAAACUCACUAGAAAACAGAAAAUGAAACUCGAAGAAAUCUUGUCGACAAAAUAUUGAAGCAAGAUUAUCAUUAUAAACUUUGUUACAUCAGUUUUAUUCAAAUAAAAAAAUUUAUA
Diorhabda carinulata is the source of this 453-nucleotide messenger RNA. RefSeq lists its product as uncharacterized. The transcript has 2 exons. Bases 38 to 394 code for a protein of 118 amino acids. Lineage: Eukaryota; Metazoa; Arthropoda; Insecta; Coleoptera; Chrysomelidae. The record is from RefSeq and is a predicted model, not a curated record.